UUCAAAUGCAGGAAAACCCAAAGAGCACACCAGUGAAAUGCCAAAAGAUAAGAAUAAAAUUAGAAAACCCGGGAGACUAAAGAAAAUUAGUAAGCUGGAAGGACAGAAAAAAAAAUCAACACAAUUAAGAUUAUCAAAAAAGCUGGAAGACCAGAGAAGAUCACAAGAAAUUUCACCAAAAAUCGUCGAAAGACAAAGAAAAUUAAUUAAUUAG
Molecule: messenger RNA, 214 nt
Organism: Cetraspora pellucida
Lineage: Eukaryota; Fungi; Glomeromycota; Glomeromycetes; Diversisporales; Gigasporaceae
Source: the annotation of a GenBank genome assembly